GCUUCCCCGCGCAGUCGCCGGCCGUCGCCUCCCGUGGUUGCGGCGAUCCCGGCCCGCGAGCGUCACGGCCCUGCUCGCUCCCUCCACCCUCCGGAGCUGCGCCACACGGGCGCCGCGGCUGCUGCAGCGGGGGAAACAGAAACCAACGCCGGCUGCCUCACGCCGCCCCGUCCGCCCGCUGCCCCGGGGCCGCGCAGCCGCCGCCGCGCACCAGCCGGGCGCGGGGAGCGCGGGCGCCGGGUCCCGGGUCUCCGGGCGCUGCUGCGGCGGCCUGGGCAGCGGCUGCGCCCCCCUUGCAGUUUUGUCGCCGGCCCGCGCAGCCUGGCCGGCCGUGAGCGGCGCGCAGAAUGGGCAGAUGCUGCUUCUACACGGUGGGGACGCUGUCCCUGCUCCUGCUGGUGACCAGCGUCACGUUGCUGGUGGCCCGAGUCUUCCAGAAGGCCGUGGACCAGACGAUCGAGAAGAAUAUUGUUUUAAGAAAUGGCACUGAGGUCUUUGACUCCUGGGAGAAGCCCCCUCUGCCUGUGUACACCCAGUUCUAUUUCUUCAAUGUCACCAAUCCAGAGGAGAUCCUCAGAGGGGAGACCCCUCGGCUGGAAGAAGUGGGUCCAUACACCUACAGGGAACUCAGAAACAAAGCAAAUGUUCAAUUUGGAGAUAAUGGAACAACAAUAUCCGCUGUUAGCAACAAGGCCUAUGUUUUUGAACGAAACAAAUCUGUUGGAGACCCUAAAAUUGACUUAAUUAGAACAUUAAAUAUUCCUGUUUUGACCCUCAUAGAAUGGGUGCAGGUCAGUUUCCUCAAGCAGAUCAUCGAGGCCUUGCUGAGAGCCUAUCAGCAGAAUCUCUUCAUGACUCACACAGUCGACGAGUUGCUCUGGGGCUACAAAGAUGAGAUCUUGUCCCUCAUCCAUAUUUUCAGACCUGACAUCUCUCCCUAUUUUGGCCUAUUCUAUGGGAAAAAUGGAACUAAUGAUGGAGACUAUGUUUUUCUAACUGGAGAAGACAAUUACCUUAACUUUACAAAGAUUGUUGAAUGGAAUGGAAAAACGUCACUUGACUGGUGGGCCACAGACAGGUGCAACAUGAUUAAUGGAACAGAUGGAGAUUCUUUUCAUCCAUUAAUAACCAAAGAUGAAGUCCUUUAUAUCUUCCCAUCUGAUUUUUGCAGGUCAGUGUAUAUAACUUUCAGUGACUUUGAGAGUGUACAGGGACUGCCUGCUUUCCGGUAUAAGGUGCCUGCAGAAAUAUUAGCCAAUACCUCAGACAAUGCCGGCUUCUGCCUCCCUGAAGGAAACUGCCUGGGCUCAGGAGUUUUGAAUGUUAGCAUCUGCAAGAAUGGUGCACCCAUUAUUAUGUCUUUCCCACACUUUUACCAAGCAGAUGAGAGGUUUGUUUCUGCCAUAGAUGGCAUGCAUCCAAAUAAAGAAGAUCAUGAGACAUUUGUGGACAUUAAUCCUUUGACUGGAAUUAUCCUAAGAGCAGCCAAGAGGCUCCAAAUCAACAUUUAUGUGAAAAAAUUAGAUGAUUUUGUUGAAACAGGAGACAUUAGAACUAUGGUUUUCCCAGUGAUGUAUCUCAAUGAGAGUGUUUUAAUUGAUAAAGAGACUGCGAGUCGACUCAAGUCUGUGAUUAACACUACUUUGAUUGUCACCAACAUACCCUACAUCAUCAUGGCACUAGGUGUGUUCUUUGGCUUGAUCUUCACCUGGCUUGUGUGCAGAGGGCAGCAGGGAUCCAUGGAUGAGGGAACGGCAGAUGAAAGAGCGCCCCUCAUACGAACCUAACUAUCAUCUGAGCUUGCUGAAGGGAGCGUGGGAGCUGUCCGGACUCGGACCGUAACGUGGGAAACCCUCUGCGUCCUCACAGGCGUGUUGCCUGUUGGAAGGAGGGAAAAGGCACAGUGCUGGCAAGUGAUGAGGGCGUCCCAGCCAGAGGUUAAAGAGCAGGCUGACAUGGCUGGCUGUUAUGCUUUAUAAAAUCAUGUGGUCUCUGAAACUGUUUUUUCAUGUUUAUUUAAUAAACACUUGUAUAGUAAUUGUUUUUGUUGGGUGCUGGUAGCUCCAAAAUUUUGACCACUAUUGUAGGUAUAAUGUCUCUGCAUCACUUGUUAAUGUUACUUGGUCUUUUAUUCAGUAUGCUUCUUUCACUGAAUUUUGUGCUCAAAAUACACAGAUACCAUUUUAUGUUGUAUUCCUCCAUUUCACUUCCAAAACAGAAGUAAAUAAGAGUUUGGAACCCAGGAGAAAAUGGUAUCCUCAUUCAAUACAUUAUUCAAAUGCAUCUGAUUUCCUCUUUUAAAACAUUGCAUAUUGCAUUUCAAGCUAAUCUUCAGUUCAUUUUCCUUUAGGAAAAUAACUCAGACUUCCGACUACUUUUAUAUUAUGUAGGGAUCAAGCAAGGAGGGGAUUGGGUGGGGUGGUGCCCUUAAGUUGAUAGUGAUAAGCUCCUAAUGAUUUUUAACUUGUAUUUUGUGAACCAGGAGAACGUAUAAAUAAUGUUGGUGAGGAUAAGUACAGAUAUUCCAUAUAGAGUAGAACUAAAUGCUAGUUAUGACACUUGUUGUUAGUUAACUGUUAUUUUUUAGUCAAAAUGAUCUUGAUGUGAAAAGAUGCUUCUGGGAGAGUGUAAUCAGUAACUGAUUUUUCCCCCAGUCACCUCUGCCAAGUAUGAUACUGUAUUAAUUACAAUACCAUAGACUGAUUAUUUGUAAAAUUAUGAAUAUAGGAAAUCUAUCCAUCCACAGCCUAGGUUACGCAUAAAGUUCAGGCAGAUUGUCUACAGUAAAGAGACAUUUCUUCUGGAGCAGUUUCCUUGUUAACUUUGAAAUAUUUUUAUAAGUUCUUUCCUCAGAUCCAGUUCCUUUCAGCCUUUUGUGGCUCACUGUCACUUCCUGAAAAAUAGAGAAAAAUUUGCUUUACACUUUCUGUGACAAUCGUUUUGCUGACAGAUGGACGGGUGUUUAAAGUAUUGUACAGAAAGUGCUUUUAAAGAAAGGUCCCCUGGUGCCAGAAGCUGAACCACCUCUCUUUAAAAGACUUCUUGGCUUUCAGUGUAAUGUAAGUUAGAGGAUUGGGAACUAUUGAAUGUCACAGUGUUCAGAAUUCAAUAUAUUUAAGGGCAUUUUCUUUGAUUGUCACAUUCACCAUUCAUUUUUAAUUGAGAAAGCUAUAUAGCUAUCUGUCAAAGUGCUUAUAGAAUACUGAAUCAUUCUAAGAAAUUUUUUGUAUAAAACUGAAUUUCAGUGUAAGCAAAUGAAGAAAAAAAAUCAUGGCUUCCACUUACAUAGCUUCUGAUCCCUGUAUGGAGGUGAUAAAUUGCUUUAAUUUACAUGCCCCAAUUCUUUCUCUCUACACUAAAGCAAUAUAUGGUGUGUUUAUCUUCUUGAAGGAACAAUUCAUUAAGCUCUCAACUUUUCUAUAAAUUGAGAUAGAACCUUUACAUACCCUGAAUCAGCAAAAUGUAAAAAACAAAAUAAAAAAUAUUUGGUCUUCAAUAAUGCUAAAUAUUUAAAUUUUUGAAAUUUAUUAAUACUUAACAUCUUAUUCUUUAUGCAUCUACUUAUUCACACUAAUAAAAUUGAUAAGACAGUGUGUACUCAUUGGUUCAGUCCUAUUAUCAGGAUAUAUCAUCUAUGAGGAGGAAAUUUUUAAAUAUGGCAAAUGGUAACAGUUAAUGAUGUAUACACAUUUAGAAUGAAUCCCACACAGGCAGGGAGACAAAACAUAUUAAUUCCAUAUUUAUGUCAUGAUUCUUAAUACGUGGCUUGCUUAAAAUCACAUUUGAUAUUUUCCUUCUGAAGUCUGUGGUAAAUCUGUAAACUGCAGUCACAAUUAGAAUAGACUGGUUGAGAAGAAUGAAUGUACCUAUGUGGUUUUGGGUUGAAAAUAAACUUUUCCUCACGCUCAUUCUCUUGCAGCUAUUAUCCUGGAAAGACCCCCAAAGGUUUUGUGAUUGUCAGGACUGUCAUGAUCACAGAAUGCAGGCACCAUGAUACUCAGAGGGGGAGAAACCAAGAGAGUGCUUAACUCACCUCUCUCAGGGAAAAUUGGGAGUUGAGCACAGUACAGGAAAUGGGCUUUGCCACUUUUAGUUCCAGGCUUUUCUCAGUAGAUUUAAUAUCCUUGUGUUCUAGAAAGAUCACUAAUGGUCAAGUAGAACAAGUUCUACCCAACUAACCCCUAUUGGGGUUUUUACUUAAGGGAGGCUAAUUUUUAAUUUAAAUUGCUCGAGAUAUGCAUUCUACAAAAAAGUCUCAUACUUGGCCCUCUGGCCAUUAUUACUAGAGUAAAUUGCUUGUGCUUAUGAAAGGGAAUACUGACCAGAAAGCUCUUCAUGUAGCUUAUACAGUUGGUGCAUUUCAUGUGAUUCUUGACAUGUUUACUUCUACCCUUAAUGCAAUGAAAUGUUUCACUAAUAAAAAAAACUUUAUAUAAAAUUGCA
This is a messenger RNA of Cynocephalus volans (Philippine flying lemur), 4443 nucleotides long. It is a transcript of the gene SCARB2, whose product is annotated as scavenger receptor class B member 2. The record is from RefSeq and is a predicted model, not a curated record. Lineage: Eukaryota; Metazoa; Chordata; Mammalia; Dermoptera; Cynocephalidae. The transcript has 12 exons. Bases 348 to 1787 code for a protein of 479 amino acids. Gene Ontology annotation, biological process: receptor-mediated endocytosis; protein targeting to lysosome. Gene Ontology annotation, molecular function: scavenger receptor activity. Gene Ontology annotation, cellular component: cytoplasm; lysosome; plasma membrane.